This is a messenger RNA of Raphanus sativus (radish), 1415 nucleotides long. RefSeq names its product tRNA-specific adenosine deaminase TAD1. The record is from RefSeq and is a predicted model, not a curated record. NCBI's taxonomy places the organism in Eukaryota, Viridiplantae, Streptophyta, Magnoliopsida, Brassicales, Brassicaceae. Bases 99 to 1340 code for a protein of 413 amino acids. Gene Ontology annotation, biological process: adenosine to inosine editing; RNA processing. The transcript is spliced from 11 exons. Gene Ontology annotation, cellular component: nucleolus; cytoplasm. Gene Ontology annotation, molecular function: double-stranded RNA binding; tRNA-specific adenosine deaminase activity; double-stranded RNA adenosine deaminase activity.
AAAAGGGACGGACAGUGAGUUCACCAAAAAACAAAAAAGGGGACGGACAGUCAAGGAGGAGGAGGAAAAUCAAAUCGAAAAGGGUGGAGAGGAGAAGAAUGGAGGAAGGAUUAAGGUGGGGAGAAUGGGGAGAGGUAGUGUCAGAGAAGGUUGUAACGGCUUAUAACUCUCUUCCGAAGAAGGGAAAACCUCAAGGCCGUGAAGUAACCGUCCUAUCCGCUUUCCUCCUCUCUUCUCCUUCCCAAGAAGUGGACGUGAUAGCAUUAGGGACGGGAACCAAGUGCGUUAGUCGGUCGCUGCUGAGUCCCCGUGGUGACAUUCUCAACGAUUCUCAUGCCGAAGUCGUCGCCAGAAGAUCUCUCCUCAGGUUCUUCUAUUCCGAGAUUCAACGGAUGCAAGUUACUAAGAGAACAAGUUGCAACGAAGCCAAGCGUCAGAGACAUGAUGACGAUACCCAAACACUCGAGUUAGACCCAAGCUCUCCUGGAGAUGUCAAAUAUAAGCUCAAAUCUGGGUCUCACUUGCAUCUCUACAUUUCUCAGUUGCCAUGUGGUUAUGCUUCUACUUCUUCACCUCUGUAUGCACUCAAAAAGAUCCCAUCAUCACAAGUAGAUGAUAAGCCAUUGUCAGUUAAUGCCUGCUCCUUGCAGACUUCUGAUUUUCCAGAUAUAGGUAAUGCAACAGACAUUGUACAAAGAAAGCCUGGUCGCGGUGAAACCACUCUCUCUGUUAGCUGUUCCGAUAAGAUCGCUCGAUGGAAUCUUCUUGGCGUUCAAGGGGCUUUGCUUUCCCAGUUCCUUCACCCUAUAUAUAUUUCUACCAUCACCGUUGGACAAUCUCUGCAUUCUCCUCACAACUUUUCUCUCACUGAUCACCUGCGAAGAUCUUUGUAUGAGAGGAUACUUCCAUUUUCCCAUGAUCUACUGCCUUCCUUCCGUGUGAACAAGCCACUGUUUUUCGUAGCUCCACUGCCACCAUCAGAAUUUCAACAUUCAGAAACUGCUCAAGCUACCUUAACAUGCGGUUAUUCCUUGUGUUGGAACCGUUCUGGCUUACACGAAGUUGUUCUUGGAACAACCGGUAGAAAGCAAGGUACCUCAGCUAAAGGAGCUCUGUAUCCGUCUACUCAAUCAUCUAUAUGCAAACAGCGGUUUCUCGAGAUGUUCUUGAAAGAAUUUUAUGGACACGAAAGUGAAUCUUCUAAGUCAAAAGGAUCUUACCGAGAACUGAAGGACAAAGCAACUGAAUAUUCUUUGAUGUCAAAGAAAUUUAAAGGAAAGUAUCCAUUCAAGAAUUGGCUUACAAAACCCUUGAAUUACGAGGAUUUUCUGAUAAAUUAGUCCUCAGGUGACCUGAAGCAUGCCGGCGUCUCAGUAUGAUGUAAGAAGAAGUCCAUUUAAUAAUGAUAAGAAAAG